AUGGCGCUCACAAAGCUCAACUUUAUCACCGGAAACAAGAACAAGCUGAGUGAGGUGCGAGCCAUCCUCGGCAAUGUCAUUGAAGUAGACAACCAGGAGGUCGACGUUCCUGAAAUCCAAGGAACGAUCGAAGAAAUUGCCAAAGAAAAGGCCAGACGCGCCGCCGAGGCGAUCAAUGGACCGGCUUUGACUGAAGAUACCGCGCUUGAGUUCCACGCAUUGAAGGGCCUCCCUGGACCAUACAUCAAAUCAUUCAUGGAGGCACUCGGACAUGAAGGUCUGAACAAGAUGCUCGACGGCUUUGAAGAUAGAACCGCUGAAGCAGUGUGCACAUUUGCUUUCUGCCGUGGUCCCGGCGAGGAGCCCCUCAUUUUCCAAGGAAGAACCGAGGGCAAGAUUGUGCGCCCCCGAGGCCCAACCUCAUUUGGCUGGGACCCCAUCUUUGAAUACGAUGGCAAGCAGACCUAUGCAGAGAUGGACAAGGCAGCCAAGAACGAGAUCUCGCACCGGGGCAAGGCGCUUGGUAAGUUGCAGCAGUGGCUCGCGGAAGGCCAGUAG
This is a messenger RNA of Penicillium brevicompactum, 558 nucleotides long. Its product is annotated as non-canonical purine NTP pyrophosphatase. Gene Ontology annotation, cellular component: cytoplasm. Gene Ontology annotation, molecular function: nucleoside triphosphate diphosphatase activity. The record is from RefSeq and is a predicted model, not a curated record. The transcript has 6 exons. Bases 1 to 558 code for a protein of 185 amino acids. Gene Ontology annotation, biological process: nucleoside triphosphate catabolic process. Lineage: Eukaryota; Fungi; Ascomycota; Eurotiomycetes; Eurotiales; Aspergillaceae.